This is a messenger RNA of Carlito syrichta (Philippine tarsier), 3809 nucleotides long. RefSeq names its product ubiquitin specific peptidase 2 (gene USP2). The transcript is spliced from 13 exons. Bases 289 to 2109 code for a protein of 606 amino acids. Gene Ontology annotation, molecular function: cysteine-type deubiquitinase activity. Gene Ontology annotation, cellular component: cytoplasm. Lineage: Eukaryota; Metazoa; Chordata; Mammalia; Primates; Tarsiidae. Gene Ontology annotation, biological process: protein deubiquitination. The record is from RefSeq and is a predicted model, not a curated record.
CGAGACGCGGGGUGUGGCUUCGCCGACCCGGGCGCAAUGAGGCGGCUGCCCGCUGGGUGGCGCCGAUUUCCCGGGGAGGUCUUUUCUGGGCCCCCGGCGGAGGUGGGGGAGAGGCGGGCAGGAGCCGAGGCCAGGGAGCCUUCUGCGUCAGCUGCUGCUCACUGCGCCGCGCCAGUACCAGCCGGGACUCACCCGCGGCUCCAUGCUUGUGCCGGGUUCGACUCGUCCAUCCUCCGAGAAGAGGCAGCCCAUGAGGCUCCCAGUCCCCACUGAGUGCCGCCCUGAAGGAUGUCCCAGCUCUCCUCCACCCUGAAGCGCUACACAGAAUCGGCCCGCUACACAGACGUCCCUUACGCCAAAUCGGGCUAUGGCACCUACACCCCCUCUUCCUAUGGGGCCCACCUGGCUGCCUCCUUCCUGGAGAAAGAGAAGCUUGCCUUCAAGCCAGCCCCCCCCACCAGUUUCCUCACCCGUCCCCGUACCUAUGGCCCCUCCUCCAUCCUGGACUAUGAGCGAGGCCGCCCCCUGCUGAGACCUGACAUCAUUGGGGGUGGUAAGCGGGCAGAGAGCCAGACUCGGGGCACUGAGCGGCCUUCAGGCAGUGGCCUCAGCGGAGGCAGUGGAUUCCCUUAUGGGGUGACCAGCAACAGCCUCAACUACCUACCUGUGAAUGCCCGUGACCACGGGAUGACCCUGACCCAGAAGAAGUCGGACAGCCAAUCAGACCUAGCCCGGGAUUUCUCCAGCCUCCGGACCUCAGAUAGCUACCGGAUAGACCCUGGGAACCUGGGCCGCAGCCCUAUGCUGGCCCGCACGCGUAAGGAGCUCUGCACCCUGCAGGGGCUCUACCAGGCAGCUAGCCGUCCUGAGUACCUGGUCGACUACCUGGAGAACUAUGGUCACAAGGGCAGUGCACUCCAGGUGCCCACCCAGGCCCCUCCCUCACGAGUCCCUGAAGUCCUCAGCCCCACCUACCGACCCAGCGGCCGCUACACACUGUGGGAGAAGGGCAAGGGCCAGACCCCUGGGCCCAGCCGCUCCAGCUCCCCAGGGCGAGACACCAUGAAUUCUAAGAACGUCCAGGGUCUGGCUGGUCUUCGAAACCUUGGGAACACGUGCUUCAUGAACUCGAUUCUGCAGUGCCUGAGCAACACCCGGGAGCUGAGAGAUUAUUGCCUCCAGAGGCUGUACAUGCGGGACCUUAACCAUGGCAGCAGUGCGCACACAGCCCUCAUGGAAGAGUUUGCAAAACUAAUCCAGACCAUAUGGACCUCAUCCCCCAACGAUGUGGUGAGCCCAUCUGAGUUCAAGACCCAGAUCCAGAGAUAUGCACCACGCUUCGUUGGCUAUAAUCAGCAGGAUGCUCAGGAGUUCCUUCGCUUUCUUCUGGAUGGGCUCCACAAUGAAGUGAACCGAGUAACACUGAGGCCCAAAUCCAACCCUGAGAACCUUGAUCAUCUUCCUGAUGAUGAGAAGGGGCGACAGAUGUGGAGAAAAUAUCUAGAACGGGAAGACAGUCGGAUUGGGGAUCUCUUUGUUGGGCAACUAAAGAGCUCCCUGACCUGUACUGAUUGUGGUUACUGCUCUACAGUCUUCGAUCCCUUCUGGGACCUCUCACUGCCCAUUGCUAAGCGAGGUUAUCCUGAGGUGACAUUAAUGGACUGCAUGAGGCUCUUCACCAAAGAGGAUGUGCUUGAUGGCGAUGAAAAACCAACAUGCUGUCGCUGCAGAGCCAGAAAACGAUGUAUAAAGAAGUUCUCCAUCCAGAGGUUCCCAAAGAUCUUGGUGCUCCAUCUGAAGCGGUUCUCAGAAUCCAGGAUACGAACCAGCAAGCUCACAACAUUUGUGAAUUUCCCACUAAGAGACCUGGACUUGAGAGAAUUUGCCUCAGAAAACACCAACCAUGCUGUUUACAACCUGUAUGCUGUGUCCAAUCACUCCGGAACCACUAUGGGCGGCCACUAUACAGCCUACUGUCGAAGUCCAGGAACAGGCGAAUGGCACACUUUUAAUGACUCCAGUGUAACACCCAUGUCCUCCAGCCAAGUGCGCACCAGCGACGCCUAUCUGCUCUUCUACGAGUUGGCCAGUCCGCCCUCCCGUAUGUAGCAGCGAGGAGCUACAUCCCUUCUCCCUCCCCAGUGGUGGCCCCACACCCCAAGUUUUUUCAAAAGACAAAAAAAACCAACAAAACACAAAACAAAAACAAAGAAACCUUGGCAAAUAAGAGAAAGACCUAAAACCGCCGAGCAGGAGUUGAUGCAGCCUGGUCAGGGUACGGCGCGAGGAGCCGGGAGCUCCUGAGUCACACCUGGCAGGGAAGAUCGACAGCAUGGAGGCCAGAGUCAGCCAGUGCUCCCUCGGCUUUUCUUGUUUGCAUUUUUAAGCUUGUGGUUUUUUCCUGUGUGUAACGAACAGCGGCCUGUGGGGAGAAGAUCCUUGUGGGCCUGCUGCCCUCUCUAGCCCUUGCACCUUCUGAGAGGACAGCGCCCUCUGGAGCCUGCUGGGAGCAUCACUGCCUGGACACGCCGCACCACAGAGGAGCCAGGCACCCCACCUCCACCUGGAUCUGCUUGCCCGUCCAGAACACGGAAACACCCAUGAGCCAAGAGCCCUCUUAACGCUGCUAACUCCAGGGGACAGACAGGGAACGUCUUUGGAAAAAGCUGGUUUUUGGUUUUUAAAAGCCCAACUUUUUUUUUAAGCCUCCAUAACUAAAGUUUUCAGACUGGAGAUUGCUCUCCUUCAGACCUCUUCACAGCUGGGACGUUGUACUGGUCCUUUACUGGUCUUUUUUUUUUUUUUCUUCAAGAAAAACUUUUCUAAUGCUAGCCCCCCGUGGUGCUAGGUGGGUGUUGGCCAGGCCCCAAGCACAGCCACAGUAGACCUGGGAUCUAAAACAAGUUUGUUGCUUUCUGUUGUUGCUGUUGUUUAAUGUUUUGGAUGGAAUCUAGUUGCCUCCAAGAAUUGUGCCUUAUAGCAUUUGGGGACCAGGGGGUAACUGCCCCUCCCUGAAAUAUCCCACAGCCUCUUUCCUUUUCCCCAGUGCCAUGUUCACACCUGCUGGGGGAAGGGGUCCUGCCCUUAGCCCCUGGCUUGUUGUGCAUUGCAGUGAGGCCAAGGGGAAAGUAGGUAAAAGGAGAUUUCUUAUGACAGUGUAUUGAGUUCUUCCCGCCCACCUCCUCUGACCCAGCCCUGGUCUGCUCCUCAGCUGUUUGAAGGAUAGCACAGCCCCAUAUGCCUAGAGCUUCUCUCACCUUUUAUUUAUUCUCUUCUCACAUCCCUUUCUCCCUGGCCUUCCCACCACCCCUGCCCCCUUCUCAGAGCCUCCUAGACAUAGGCCCUUUGGACCGAGUUUCUCAGGGAUGCCCAGGCUGCCCCUCAGUUCCUCUUGGUGUUGGUCUUCAGUACUACCUUGAGAGCUGAAGUCUGGGUAUUUGGGGACAUCUUGCCUCAGUUGUAUGGUUCUUUCCCAUGGGCUCAAUUUUGCCUAAGCAGUGGGACAAAACUCUGCUUUCCCAGAGAGUAAAGCUCUUGAGCACUGAGGACUGGAGUACUGUGCCUGUGCACACCCACACAGCUGGGCCUGGCUUGUGCCCCGUGGAGCCUGGUACAUUCCAGGGCUCCCAGGAGGAGGCAUCAGAGAAAGACACCCUGAGUUUAACUGGACUGACACCCUUCUCCAGGGAAGACCUGUGAACCUGAGCCCAAGGGCAGACGUACACUUGUUUACUAUGUAAACAAGAGUAGAAGAAUGUCUAAUGUACAGUGGAACCUUGUACAGAAUAAAUAAUAGCUUUGAGAAAUAA